AUGCAACAACUCAGCUUUGCCGUACAAUUCAGCUCCAGGGGCCAGUGUGACCUUUUGAUUCAGCCGCAGCGACGAAUUGUGGCGACUUUUGAUUUGCCCAAAGAUGCUUUGAGUAUUUUCAUGGGGUUUCAGUUCGAACAUUUUCACAGAGCCUCAAUAUAUAUCGAGGAUCUAGAUGAUGAUAACAGAUCUAGUAUGGAUGAUCCAACUCCUGCCACGGGAAUGGAUGAUGUCAAGCUCCAGUCGAUAAUUGCCAGUAUCCCAGAAGCUUUCAGGCUACAUGGUAUUUGGGAGCCUGAUGACGGCUCCUCCGAUGAAAAUUCUUCCGAUUCCGAGGACAUGUUUUCUGACACCGGAUCCGAAGAUUAUGAUGAAGAGGCUGAGGAGGGUAAAGAUAUGAAUGACACCAACGGUAACGAGGAAAACAACAACGACGAUGAAGAAGGUGACGACGAUGCUGUUGAUGAUGGUGAAGAGGACGAAGAAGGCGACAACGCGGAAAAUGAUGCAGAAGACAAUGAUGAAGAAGGCGGUCCUCCAAUCGUCCUCUUCAAUGUGCGUUUCGAUGAUCGCCUUCUGUGUGAGAGUGGAACAAAUGUCGAAGAGCAUGAUGAAUGUCCAAAUAGCAUUCUACGCGCUCAUAUGUGGGGUGCUCGUUCGAGACUACACUUAGACCACCACAAAAUGGGAUUCCUCUCGUAA
Messenger RNA from Botrytis sinoallii, 702 nucleotides. RefSeq lists its product as uncharacterized. Lineage: Eukaryota; Fungi; Ascomycota; Leotiomycetes; Helotiales; Sclerotiniaceae. The transcript is spliced from 2 exons. The record is from RefSeq and is a predicted model, not a curated record. The coding region runs from base 1 to 702 and encodes 233 amino acids.